UUUGACAGUCAUCGCACAAUAGCCAUACUUCAAAAUGAAAGAUAAAUUUUGAAAUAAAUCAAACCUGAGACUUGAAAUCAAAUAUAGUGAAAAAGAGGCAAAUCGCAAAAUCAUGGCACAGAAUUUGCAAAAAAAGCCGUCAAAGGGUAUCUUAAAAACAUCUCGUAGCGUAGAUGGGCAGGAUGGAAUGCCUUCUACAAGUAAACGACCGAAGGAGCAGAGAUUCGAUGAAAUGAAUAUAAUGGAAACAUUUCAUCCUCCAAAUAAGGAUUAUGGCCAUAUGAAAGUGGAUGAACCUAAAACUCCAUACUCAGAAGCCAUGGAUAGCGAUAUGGAAACUCAUGACGAAUUAGAUGCUAAUAUUUUGGCAGCUAAGUUAGCGGCAAGUAUGAAUAAACCACCUAAAUGUGUAGAAAUGAGCGAUAAUGAAGAAGACGAGCCAGAGGAUGUACGACAGCGAAGAUUAGAAUUCGAAAAGAAGAGAAAAACGCACUACAACGAGUUCCAGGCAUUACAGCUGGCAAGACAGUUAUUGGCACAAGAAGAAGAAGAUGAUGCGGAGAGAGAUCAGGCUACAAGCACCUGACUGCAGUCACUUACCAUUUAUACCGUAAAACUUAUUGCUUCCUGAGCUUAAACUUUAAAUUUGUCUUCUGAACAGCUUGGAAAAUAUACCUUCCAAUUUCAAAGUUAGAUGCUUGAAAUUAGUUCCUAAUUUAUUUAUUGCUUCAGUUACUUUAUUGUGAUGAACAUUAUUUAAGGUAAUUUAGAUAUAUUUAAACUAGUUUUCUCCCUGUUAUCACCUUCAGCAAAGAUUUUUGGUUAUGAAAUGAUAACACAUUUUAAAAUGUAUUUGAAUGGCCAAUAAUAAGGUGCAGAAAGAUAAACUAUAGAAGAUUAGAUUAGCAAUAACUUUAAUGUUUUCUUUUUUGUCUAUUUUUACUUCCUACACAGUACAUAAUAUAUAGCUCAGUUACUUAAGUCUUAGGAUUGUAUCCUAGAACAAAAUUGGAAAACAAGAAACAUAUAUAAACAUCAAACUAAAAUCAUACAAAUGUUGUACAUUUCAGAAAAAAAGUUUUUUUUAGGCUACCUAAGGAAAAUAAUAAUCUUAUUGGUAUAUGUCUUUCUUUAAUCUGUAAUUCUUGUUUCAGGGUUAUUUCAGCGUUUACUAGGUGAAGUGGAAAAUAUUUUAUAUUUUGUUCCUGAUUAGGUUGUUAAAUUAAUAUGUACCUAAACACUUUUUGGGUCAUUAUUUAAAAUAUACUUAGGUUGAAAAUAGCAGUGAGUACUGCACCAUUUUCUUUAAUAUUAUUUAUGUAUAAUUUGUCCUCUUUACUGCUAAAUUGAAAAUCAUCGCACAAUAUAAUUAGGGUUUAUAACUUUUAACACAAGAAAUGGUAAUAAAAAUGUAUUUUUCAAUAAGUAUUUAGCAUCUGUGUGUUUCAUAGAUUAAUAUUGUGCUAUUUUCAUAUUUCAAUUAGGCUUCCAGUAAAUUAGGAUUGUAAAUAAUAAUUACUAUAAUUUGGUUGAGUGGGCACAGGAGGCUAAAAAUGGAAUUUUGCUUUUCAAGCUCUAGUCAUCUGAGUAUAGUAAAUAAAAAACAGAUCAUUCUGUCUUUAUAUGUGCACACUUUUCAUUUAAAUACUGUAGUAGAUCAACAGAAUAUAGUAAUUGUUUAAAAAGUAAUAAGACAUUUUAUUGUUAAUUAGACAGCAAAAAAUUCAUACAUUUAUUGAUGCAGGAAUACUUGCUUGUAAAUCUUGUAGUAACGUCAACUCAGUCCUACUUGUUGAACUAAAAGUAGAUUUUUCUGUAGAAAGUUUAAUUAAAAGUUUUUAUGCUCUUGAAAGUAACCUACAAGUUAAAGCUGUAAGUUCUAUAGGAA
This is a messenger RNA of Pieris napi, 1888 nucleotides long. RefSeq names its product protein phosphatase inhibitor 2-like. Gene Ontology annotation, molecular function: protein phosphatase inhibitor activity. The transcript is spliced from 3 exons. NCBI's taxonomy places the organism in Eukaryota, Metazoa, Arthropoda, Insecta, Lepidoptera, Pieridae. The record is from RefSeq and is a predicted model, not a curated record. Bases 113 to 586 code for a protein of 157 amino acids. Gene Ontology annotation, biological process: regulation of signal transduction.